GGAUACUUGUCAAAAUGGAGGAGGUUGUUGAGGAGGAAGAAGGCAAACACAUUCAGCUUACCUGACCGCUCAUGACGCUGUAUUCACAAAAAAGCAAAGACGGCAUUCAGUGACACUGUUUAAAUAUUUACACGAUAAUGUUUUUGAAAAUGGUACACAGCAAUUCAUUGUUGACACAGCGGGACGAAGUGUCAUGGUGGUUGACAAAUCUCUACAGAAUGUCAGUUUACGUCUUUGGAUACAACAGUGAUGUAAUCCUUCACACAUGAGGCUGAUGGUCUCUGGAAAUGUCCAGUGGUGAAAACAUUUCAAGCAUGUCCGAGAGGGAUUCCAGUGAUGAGAGUAGACAGAACAGGAACUGUCUUGGCCACCAGUUUGAUCCAGGUUCAACCUCUAAACCCAUCACCAGCCACAUGAAUCUUGUGGAUGGAUCACAGAUGCCGUUGGGUGUUAAUCUUUCCGACAACCACCAAGCAAAUGGAUAUGGGGGCACAUCAACAUCCAGUGAAGAUGAUGAUUUUGUUGAUGCAGUGGUCAAUGGCAGUAUGUGCAAUGGGUCAGCUCAUGAGAAUGAAAACCACUUGAACAGCAGGGCGUUAACCAUGCGAACAAGUGAACCAAAUUCUCAGAUCGAAGAACCAACAGAUCAUCGCUGUCCAAAUGGAAGAGAAGGACAUGGUUAUAUGUCUGCAUCCAGCAGUGCUGUGAAUUCUCAAUUUGCAACAUUUAAUGGCAGGGAUCGGAGUGUUAGACCUAAACAACCAAUACCACCCAGGUCGAAAUCUAUUCAGAAAAACAAGAAAACAUGUGACCGAGAAACUUUGCAGAGUUUGACAGAGCCUACUUUCCAAAGUGGACACUCUCCAAGUCAGUCUAUGCAGCAACAUAAUGUAAAUCUGCAUAAUACCCAUGUACGACCUCCUGUGUGUGUGCUUUCUGAUGUAAAUAAUCAACAAAAUGGUUUUGUGGGUCAUCCCACGUCUAAUGGUGUUUAUCACUCUCCUUACAUGCCCUGUACCAGACCUCAGAGUCUUAUGUUAUCUCACAUACACAUGGAAAAUAGACCAGCUAAUAUUUGUGGCAAUGGUGAGUUAGAUGAACCUGAUUUGUUUGAUAUGGUUGAUGAAGGUGCCGUCUGUGAUUAUGAUAAACUGCUUUUAAGUGAUGAACAUAAUUCUCCUUCCGAGAAUAGUCGGAGUGAGGAGGCAGACAGUGAGUUUUUGAAUUACCACUUUCCCAACACCCAGCUUGAUGGCAUGGCUGUGAUUUGCAGUCAUUGUAACCAUGGUAACGUAAAUGAACAUUGCCAGUAUUCCGCAGACUCCCAACAUGGAGAGUCAUUCCGUAAUUCUCAAGGACAGUGUAUGUGCAGGUCCAAUCUUUCAGCGUCAGGUGAAGUAGAUUUUGACAAUAGUGAUUACUUGAAGCUGUUUGAUGAGAUGGAUGGCGAACACUAUUCAGCAGAAGAUGAGGUACAAGAGACCUGGGAGGAUACAGGGGACUUCAUUGACACAGAUCUUCCAGCACAAACUCCGGGAAUGAUGUCAAGUUCGGCUGGGUCCUCCUCCUCUUCUCUCAGUGAGGAUGAAGGGGCUGGAGGUCUCUUUCAUGAAGUAAGUCGAGAUUCAAAAGAAAAUGACCUCUCGAGCAACAGACUCAAUUCAGACAUUGUUCCAUGUGGAAUCCUUGGUGACAGGAUGUAUGGACACCUAAAGAAGGGAGGCAAUUUGUGUUUUCCAGGUGAUGCUUCCAUGUGUCCUUCCCAGAGAUUGGUCAUGGAGUCCAGUCAUCACCAUGGUGUCAACAGUAGUGAGAGUGAGAAUGGAGAUGAUUAUCAAGUGGACAUGGUUCUUAACUGUGAUGCAAAUGAAGUGUUUUAUGAGGAAGGAGCAGCAAGCUUAGAAGCUGCUGCAAGUUCUCGGAACAUUCGGCCAGCAGGACUUCAUAAUGGUGCUGGAAGUGGGUACUGUGUUCAUAAUGACGGUGUGAGACUUGAGCCCAAAGGGCCUGUCCAUCAUGAGCAUGUUGGCUGCGACACAGCUGAUUGUGGUAUUGGGCCAUCGCUGUUGUGUCAGGAUCAAACUGUUCCCCCAGGUUCAGCUAGCUGCCAGCAUAGUUCCUGCCCCAUGGCUGUCCCGGCUGGCUUGUGCGUGAACAACCUGAGUAGCAGCUCGCCUCCAAAUGUUGAACCAUCCGCAGGGGGUUACCAUGUUCCAGUGUCAAACUUCCAAAAUGACAAAAGUAACAAUCACCAAAAAGUGUUUAUAAAAUUUAAUGUUACAAACCAAGAACGGAAAAGAACAAUAGGGCACAUAAAGAGAGAUUCCUCUCACCUCGGUUCCCCCAUUUCCCCGGAUGAUCCGGAGUCUAGUCAGAUGGAAGAUGAGGAUGGGGACCUCCCUAUGGAUCAGUAUGAGUACCAGCAUGUACCAGAAUAUUUCCAGGAGCAGAUGCUGAUGAUUGCUGCAGAGAUGGCCAGGACUCGAGUCAAUGCUGAGUCCGGUGUCUCGGAGCCCAUCUACGAGGACAUUGAACCACUGCCUGAGACUGAGGAAGCUGGCAACAUGGCUGCCUCGGGUCUUCCAGCAGAUGCUCAACAGAAAGAAGCAGCCUACAGAAAGCCUCCCUUAAGAUUGACUCCGAGAAGGAAGGACCGACGAUCCAGCAGUGGCGGCAAGUCGGGUAUCGAGAAAGUCAUGAUAUGGAAUGAGUACGAGGCCUAUGUGCUUCAGGUGAAGCAGAUAGCUACAUCAGCUUGUGGGCCCACUGCAGUUCUCAAUGUCUUGAAAGCAUUUGAUGUGUGUGUUGACAAGGAUGAAGUGUGUAAGAAGAUCCACACCAACCUGAGAGAUGAGCUCGGCUCCAUUCCUAAGUACUUGUUCUCAAGGGCAGUGGCAGGCACCACAGCGGAGGAUUUGCUGCAUGGUAUAGAGAGUCUGACUCAGGGCAGGAUACGUGGUCGUUUCUUCCACUUCUGGCCAUCUAGGGAUGUGCAUCUGCUCAAAUGGCUGGGGCAGUGGAUGAAGAAAGGUGCUGUGCCUCUGGCAACUCUGAACCUGCAGAAGGGGGUGAAGGCAGGCUGGACUGUCCCCGAUGCCUGGCACCAUCAGAUGGUCUAUGGUGUCUGGCACCAUCAGAUGGUCUAUGGUGUCAGUUCUAAAGGUGUGUACCUGACUAAUCCCCUGGAGAACGUGGCAGAGGAAACUGUACUCGAACAACUGGUUAGUGAUUCCAUUCUUCUGGUUAGACGGCAGGAUGUGGUGAACCGUUUCCGUGACAAUACUGACCUCGGGGAGAUAAUUCGACAUCCAGAUGACAGAUGGCGAACUCUAAAUGUUCUUGGCCAAGUUGUGAAUGUCCUGCGAGAGUCCAACAUGCCGCACCCAGUGUACAGAGCUCAGUUGACCUCCCACAUCUCCAUCCCAGCUGUGUACAAGGCUGGCAUCACCCUCUUUGUCCAGGGAGAGUCUGAUCUGUGGCAGGAACUGAUUGCAGCGUCCGACUUGCCUCCCCGAGACUCCCCGCAAACUUGACACCCCCUAACAGUCUCCACUACACUUCCGCUGUAUUUCCACUUUUGAAUUGAAGGAAAUCACUGUUACUUGAAACACUUUCCAAUUUCUUUGAGCACCUUUGAGAAUUGAGUGAAUUUGUCAAGAUGUUUGCUUCGAGGAGGAGCAUGCAUUUGUGAAGAAUGAGUCUUCAGUUGGUUAGAAUAAUCUGUGCCUGUGAGCAGUUAUCAUCGUUAUAGUCCUUUCAUAAUGAUAUACUGAUGCCAUAUUUUCCAUAUUAGUGUACAGGGGAAAUUAUGUCAAUCUUGUUACAGUCAGAUCUUAGUGCUCACUAUCUCUGCACAAAGACCUUGGGACAUACCUCAGCAAGUCAUACAAAUAUUGUUAGCAAACAUUGACCCACCAGUGGAAUGAGUGAAGGCAUGGGGGAUCAGAAUCUUCACCAAACAUCCAAGUCCUGUACAAAAACAUAUGGAGAUCGGGCCUUUUAGAAAACUGUGCCACAUUUGAGGAAUAACUUAACACUAGACUUACCAAAUGAACUAAGUCCUUUUAAAUCAUUGCUGAAAACUCAAUUUGUUCUACAAAGCCAACAAGGACUA
Molecule: messenger RNA, 4114 nt
Organism: Haliotis rubra (blacklip abalone)
Lineage: Eukaryota; Metazoa; Mollusca; Gastropoda; Lepetellida; Haliotidae
Exons: 9
Coding region: 288-3533 (1081 amino acids)
Source: RefSeq, a predicted model, not a curated record